Messenger RNA from Sitodiplosis mosellana (orange wheat blossom midge), 3686 nucleotides. RefSeq names its product nuclear RNA export factor 2 (gene nxf2). The record is from RefSeq and is a predicted model, not a curated record. The transcript has 10 exons. Gene Ontology annotation, molecular function: RNA binding; protein binding. Lineage: Eukaryota; Metazoa; Arthropoda; Insecta; Diptera; Cecidomyiidae. Gene Ontology annotation, cellular component: nucleus. Gene Ontology annotation, biological process: poly(A)+ mRNA export from nucleus. The coding region runs from base 203 to 3205 and encodes 1000 amino acids.
GCUGCAUAUAAAUAAACAGAUUUCUGCGGACGCCGCACAAUUUUAUCGGCGAAAAAAAGUCUUGACAAUUUUGAAGAACGUAGUUUGAAGAGAAAAAAAAGUGUUGUGUCGAUCAGUUUGAAAUGUUCGCUCCGCCUGGAAAGCCUCAUUUAUUAUAUUGUUUUUAGUUUUUUUUUAUCGUUGCUAGAAUUAAGUCGUUUCCAUGAAUCGGUCAAAUUUUCCCGUCAGACUCUCACCAGAUGAAAUUGAAGCCAAUCGCAAUAAUAUAUCGGCAUAUGUUGUUCUACCCAUUCCACCGCAUGCGGUACCAUUACAGUUUGAAACAAUAGGUCGGACAACAUUUAAGAAAUAUGUAGUGAAGGCAUACGAGAAUUUAUUCGCACAGGACGCAUUUCCGAUCCAGGAUUACUGGAACAUUCCGUUCGUUAUAGCGCGAGAGGCAAAGGUGCCGCACCUUGUUCAUACGCAAACUCAAAUAAAAAUUCCAGUUAAUCCUAAAGCUACGCCAAAAGCCAAACUUCUAACGCAGAACUUGGUUCCAAUUGAUACUCGAAAUCAGCCAAAACAACAACAACGACAACAACCGCAAACACAACCUCAAAAUCCGCCGCAAAGUCAGUCGGCUUCUACGAUGAAUCAAUCCGAUGAUUUCUCCAUUGACGCCGGCUAUUAUGCACCACCACAUCAUGAAGUAAAACGGUUCAAAAUGUCGACGACUGAUCUCGACAUUGUCAUAACAAACAACAACCCGAAGGAAUAUCACAAUUGCUCGAAUUUCGAUACAACAUUCGUACAAAGCGGGGACUUUUGGCAUAUGAUUGUGAUCCAUCAUGAGCGUAGGUACUCAAAGGCGCAGCUUCUUGAUAAACUUUUUGACGCGGUUUCUGACUCUGAAUUCUUUCCCGUUGCUUAUACGGAGGCAAAGUUAUCGGAUUACUUUUUGAUUCGUCUCUGUAGAACGGCGAUUGAAAAACUCUUUCAAAAUAAUCUGCGUCUAUCGUUUGGAACACAGCUUGUUUAUCUCACAAUUAAGUUUCAAGUUGCUCAAUUCAAACUCGGUCAAAUCUAUCCAUCGAAGAAGUACACAAAGGCAAUCAGCGAGUGUAUGCAACGAAUGAUUGUUUGCGAAGGUGUUCCAAAUGUUCUUGACUUGGAUCGCUUCGCAUCGCGGCCAGAAUUCAAGCAUAUCUGCGUCAAUUUGACCAACAAAAUGUCGUUACAGCUGUUGUUCACCACAUUGGACAAUGCUCAUACAAACAGCAAGAUCUUUGAUCAAAUCCAAGGCAUCCGUCUGACAAACAACAACAUUCGCACCCUAGAGCCAGCGUCAAAAAUGCCAAAAGUCUCGUUGAAUUUGCUGGAUUUGCGGGAUAAUAACAUUCGAACGGUGCAUGAAUUGGUUCAAUUGAAGCGUUUGAAAAUUCGUCACUUGUGUUUGGAUGGUAAUUCGGUAGCUGGAAAUAUCGGUUUCAAAAGAGAUAUGACGGAAAUGUUGCCUGACUUAGAGAAGCUUGAUGGCCAGGUUAUUCGUAAUACCAACCAAAGUACAGCCAAGUCGACAAGUAUCUUUGCGUCGCUUCAUGAUCAGCUUAUCAGCGCACCAAUCGAAGUGACAACCCCGAAGGAUGUGUUUAGCGCACAAGAUUUGUUGUUUGACGUUCGCAAAUUGGAUCCGUACAAGUCACCAGUCGUUCAAAGUUGGCAUCAAGUCGUCAUCCAUCACAAUGGGAAAGUUUCACAGGCCGAUAUCCUCGACGCGCUAUUCGAAGGAAUUGCUCCAAAUGAAAUGUACCCAUGCUAUUACAAAACGAACACCACGUUUGACACAUUUUAUGUGCGUGAAUGCUUUGAUGCCCUCGAAAUGCUGUUCGAUAAAAAGUUACGAUUGAAAACGGCAGCCGGCGAUAAUUUAACGAUAACUCUGCGAAUGAAAGUGAGCGAUAUCAAAGAUAAUCAUUUGGAUCCGACUAAGAAAAUCCAUACCAUUAUCAACUCUGGCUAUGAUAUCAUGAAUCAAUGUUUGAAUCUCGAUCGUUUCGAAGAAAAUGAUCUAUUCACCGAUGUUAUCUGUCGUAUUUCGGUGCCACGCACACUCAGCACCAUUCUCACAUACGCUGGCCGUAGAUACGCGGGUAACGUUGAAAAACUGAAUUUGGCGUACAAUGGUUUGAAGUCGACACGUGGCAUGCACUCCACCAUUUGGAUGAAAAGUUUGAAGGAGGUGGAUUUGAGCAACAAUAAAAUUGAAGAUGUCAAACAAAUUGAAUCAAUUCCAAAGGGGACGAUCACCGCUCUUUGGCUCGAAGGAAAUCCAUUCUGUUUGAAUUUCCCCAAUGCGAACAGUUACAUUGCAGCUAUCAAAGAAAUCCUACCGAAUUUGGAGAAACUGGACGGUCACGACAUUUCAAAAUCAACAAUCAUGACAAUCCGGCAAAAUUUCAUAUGCAAUUUGGAAGGCUACGAUCUUGCUGAACAGUUUGUUCAACACUAUUUCACGUGUUUCGAUGCACCAAAUCGAGUUCGACUUCUACGAGGAAUAUACCACAACAAUUCGAUUCUAACAAUGAGCAUCAAUUCAUUGGGUAUGCCCGACAGUUUGGCCAAGCGAAUGACACCAAUCAUUGAUAAAUGUAGAAACUUCAAGCGUGUUGUUGCAUGCAACCCAGGACAAAACCUUUUUCAAGGGCCGGAAAAGAUUGCGUCAUUGUUUGGCAUUUUUGGUCAAACGGAACAUGAUUUUCCAUCAUUCACCAUCGAUUUAAUGGGCUAUACGCCAACGAAAGCCAUUGUCACGGUGAAUGGCCUAUUCAAAGAGUUUGGCAACACAUUGAAUGAUGAAGAGGUGAUUCUGGGCUUUGCGCGCACUUUCAUCAUUAGCAAACAAGCAGAAGGAUUAGGAAUGUUUCAUGCAAGUGAAGAGUAUCAAAUUCUCAACGACAUUGUUCUAUACUAUCGGCCAUCGAUUGCACAACUGAACAACUCAUUCAAGAAUGCUCGAUCGAACGCUGCUGUUCCAGAUGAUCCAAGCGAUGUGACGGAGGAUGAAAAACUCGGCCUUGAAACCAUCUUCCACGAGUUGACUGGGCUUAAUUCCAUGUGGUGCAAAAAGAUCCUCACAGCUGCCAAUUGGAAUUUCCGUGAGAGUCUCGAAUCGUUCACUGAACUAUUACGUGAUCAACAGAUCCCACCCGAUGCGUUCAGCUAAAUAUUUACUCUACGGUAGAAAUUAGAAGCACUCUUAAUUAAUGAUAAACAAAAUAGGAAUUAGAGAUUAAAAUUUUAAGCCAACAAUCUUGUUCGAAUGCAAACAAAUCGAAUUUUAAGCAAAAUAGGUUAAAACCGACAUCUGUACUUCAAUUGCGCAACCAAUAUUUUAAGGAGUAAAAAUACCUGUUGAUUUAUUUCAAAACAAAUGAAUUGCACAUGCGCCACAUUUUUUCUCCAGGAACUAACGCAUUACUAGCUAUACAUUGGUUGCACACACAGUAAAAAAGUUGGAUUCUAGUGUAGUGAACAGACAAUUGUUCCCCAGCUAAAGCUAAUCUAUAGAGACUAACGAAAAAAAAAGAUUGUUUACUACAGAAGAGUGAUAGGGUAGUGUGAUUGAUUAUUGAUUAGAAUCAAGCUAUACCCAACCUCAUUUCACAAAAUGAAAAUUAAAUAGAAAUCUAAUUCAUUUAAAAAUA